AGCUGACAACUAUGGGCGAAAAUCUCAAUAAUCUCAUGUCACACAACAUUCGACUUCAACGAUACUGAAGCGAAGCUGUCUCCAGUUCAUUUUGUCUAAUUUGUUUAAUAUUCUAAAAUUGUAUUAACUUUAAUUGAAAAGUAGAAUGACAUUUGGUGCGAUGGAUGCCCACCAAGCACAUAAAGAACAUGUGUUGGCAGUUUCGAGGGAUUUUAUUUCACAGCCAAGACUUAGUGAGUAUAUUAGCUCAAGCAAAUUAGGGCGUGUCUGAACCCAAAAUCUAUGUAAAAUAUUUAUUUGUUGUACACUAAAUAAUUACUUAAAACUUAUUAAUAUCACAAAUUUUAAAGUAAUUAAAUUAAAUUAUGUAUUAUAAAAAUAGUUAUAUAAACAAUACUUUUAAUUAGGUAAAUCAUUUAAUGGUCAAUGUAAUAGUCUAAGAUGAGGUACAUUUGUUAUAAUAUUACAUUGAAAAAAUAUUAAUUAAUAGUAAUAUUUUUGUUGUAUUUAUUAUGAAUUUUGCUAUUAUUAAAUCAUUAAUCAUAGGGUAUUUCUCAGUUUUAUAAUAAGAUUUAGGUGAAAAUUAUAUUAUUUUUAUUAUUAUUAUAUUUAUCUAUACAAUUUAACAUAAUACAUUGUAAUUUGGCUUACAAAUUAAGAUUACGCCUUUUAUUUAGAAUUAAUUUUUUUACCUGUAGAUAUUUUUGUCUAUUUAGAAUAAUAAGAUAAUACACAUACCAAUUAUAAACUUUAAGUGGGCGUGGUUAUUUACAUUGCUAUUUUUUUUUAACUAACAUUAUAAAAUUUAUGUAGCAUAUAAAACUGUCUCUGGUGUUAAUGGACCAUUGGUAAUAUUGGAUGAAGUUAAAUUUCCUAAAUAUGCUGAAAUUGUUCAAUUGAGACUACAUGAUGGUACUCUCAGAUCUGGACAAGUGCUUGAAGUUUCUGGUUCCAAAGCUGUUGUUCAAGUAUGAUAUUCAGUCUUCUAAUAUAUUUAAUUUAGCGCACUGUGGUAAAUAAUAAUAAAUAUGUUUAGGUAUUUGAAGGUACAUCGGGUAUUGAUGCUAAGCAUACCUUAUGCGAGUUUACUGGAGAUAUUUUACGUACACCAGUAUCUGAAGAUAUGCUUGGCCGUGUUUUCAAUGGUAGUGGAAAACCAAUAGAUAAAGGACCUCCAAUUUUGGCAGAAGAUUAUUUAGAUAUUCAAGGCCAGCCUAUAAAUCCUUAUUCCAGAACAUAUCCACAAGAAAUGAUACAAACUGGAAUUUCGGCUAUUGAUAUUAUGAAUUCUAUUGCCCGUGGACAAAAGAUUCCAAUAUUUUCUGCAGCAGGUUUACCACAUAAUGAGGUACAUAAUAGAUCAAAAAAUUAUUUAUAUUUGUGAUGCUUAUACUUAUAAAUAUACUUAUAUUUUAAUUUAGAUUGCUGCUCAAAUUUGUAGACAGGCUGGUCUUGUAAAACAACCUGGUAAAUCUGUUCUUGAUGAUCAUGAAGAUAAUUUUGCUAUAGUUUUUGCUGCUAUGGGAGUUAAUAUGGAAACUGCUAGAUUUUUCAAACAAGAUUUUGAGGUAAAGUUAUUUUAAUUCAUAACUUUAGACAUAUUAAGUUUUACCUUCUAUAAUUUAUAUAUAUAUUUUUUAGGAAAAUGGCUCAAUGGAGAAUGUGUGUUUGUUCUUGAAUCUAGCUAAUGAUCCUACUAUUGAGCGUAUUAUUACACCUCGACUUGCUUUAACUGCUGCUGAAUUUUUAGCUUAUCAGUGUGAAAAACAUGUCUUGGUCAUUUUAACUGAUAUGAGUUCAUACGCUGAAGCUUUGCGAGAAGUUUCUGCUGCUCGUGAAGAAGUUCCUGGACGUCGUGGUUUCCCUGGAUACAUGUACACUGAUUUAGCUACAAUUUAUGAGCGAGCUGGUCGAGUUGAAGGCAGAAAUGGUUCUAUCACCCAAAUACCCAUUUUGACUAUGCCUAAUGAUGGUAAGCAAAUAAUUCAAAUACCAUAUUUUAUAUAUAUAUAUAUAUAUACAUUUUAUACAAUUAAAAUAUGAAUGCUUAGAUAUAACUCAUCCAAUUCCCGAUUUAACUGGAUAUAUUACUGAGGGUCAAAUUUACGUUGAUCGUCAAUUGCAUAAUCGACAAAUAUAUCCACCAAUAAAUGUAUUGCCAUCUCUUAGUAGGUUGAUGAAAUCUGCUAUUGGAGAAGGAAUGACUCGUAAAGACCAUUCUGAUGUAUCAAAUCAGUUGGUAAGCAAGAUAUUUUUAUAAUUUGAGUAGUAUUAAAAGUAUUUUAUUAUUUUCUUUUUAGUAUGCUUGUUAUGCAAUUGGAAAAGAUGUUCAAGCUAUGAAAGCUGUUGUUGGAGAAGAAGCACUGACACCAGAUGAUCUUCUAUAUCUUGAAUUUUUAACUAAAUUUGAAAAAAAUUUUAUUACACAAGGUAAAAAGCUAAACAUAAUUUGAUUAUGAUCAUAUUAUAAUUACAUCAUGGAAUGUUUGUUUUAGGUAAUUAUGAAAAUCGCACAGUAUUUGAAUCAUUGGAUAUUGGAUGGCAAUUGUUACGUAUUUUCCCUAAAGAAAUGUUAAAGAGAGUACCAGCAUCUACAUUAGCUGAAUUUUACCCAAGGGAUUCCCGUCCAAAAUAAAUAUAUAUGUAAGUAUAACUAUAUUACUCGGUGAUUUUUUAUAAUUAUUUUUAAUUAAUUACUGACAAUAUUUUCUUUAGUAUUGAUUUAAUUUAUAAAUUUCAUAUUUUAGCGACCAAUAAAUAAAUAAAUAAAUAAAUCAAUUGAUCAAAUAUUAACAUGACAGAGCGUUAUUAUCAUCUACUAAUUUAGUAGAGGAACACCAUUCACUAUGUUUGUUUAUCCAAGAAGUAAUGUAAACAAAUAAUGGUUUUGUGUUUAUUCAUUACUAUAAUUUCUUAAAUUUAAUUUUUUCACUAUAAUUGAAGUUUUUUAUCAUGUAACUUUUUACUGUUGUGUAGAUCUAUCUAUUAGAUGUAUUUGAUGAUAUCCUGAAAAUAAUUAGACAAUUAAUAUUUUUUAUACUUAAUUAUGUUGCAGGUGAAUAUUUUAACUGUAGAUUAUCAAAAAUCUUCUAUGUUCAUUAUUCAUUGGUUCACCUUGUACAUUCCAUUAUGAAUAAUAAUAAUUACCAUAUUUUCUUUUUAGAAUGAUAAAAAAAAAUGUAGAAAAUAGUUUUUAAAUAAAAGUCUGUGUUUUCUUUUGCAAUUCUUACAUGCAAAACCUUUUACAAAGUAGUACUAAUAUUUAUUUCAUUAUAUAAAUUAUUGAUACAUAUAUAUUUAUAUAAAAUAAUAUUGUAAUACUCAAAACAGAAUUUAAAUUAUAAUAGACGUCUAUAUAAUAAUUUUUAAGUGAAUAUGUUUAUUUCUUUGAGGUGUUAUACCUUUUUUUUUUGUUCUUGUUGUGAAUUAUGAUAUUCUAUUAAUUAUUAAAAUUGGCUUUAAAAAUUGUGUACGUUGUUAAUAAUAGUAUUUAAUAAAUAAUUAUUUCAAAUUUUCAAUUAUCAAGACAAUUACUUGAGAUAGGCAUGAUACCAAUUACUACUAAUUGUUUAUCUGAUAAAACUUUAGCUGCUAUUAUUUAUAAUAUAUAUGCCCAGAACAUUAUGUAUACCUACUAGUUUAAGCUUUUAAGUGUAAAGUUAAACUUUAAUAUCUUUGAUUUUUUAAUACCUAGAAAAAAGGACCUAUUAGUAUUACUGAAUCUGCACUACUAAAUUACUCCUAAUUUAAUAUUUUAUCUUCUGAAAGUAAGGUUUUAAUUUUCUUAAAUUUAUUUAAUUUUAAUUGCAUGAUGAGAGUUUUAAUUAGAAAUAAGAAUUAUUAUGAAAAUUAGAAUUCCUUAUUAUACAAAUUCAAAUAAUUCAAAUUAAUUGUAACUAUUAGUUUAUCCUAAUUCUAACCAGCAUGGUUUUACAUAUAAUAAUAUAAUGAAGUACAUUUUUUUGAACUGGGAAUUCAAUUUUAUUUAUGUGUCUUAUAC
Messenger RNA from Cinara cedri, 4000 nucleotides. Lineage: Eukaryota; Metazoa; Arthropoda; Insecta; Hemiptera; Aphididae. The record is from the annotation of a GenBank genome assembly.